AUGAGUUCGCAAAAACUUUGUGAAGCACCGAAAAGUUUUGAAGCCAUUGAACUAGCAGUGAAGAAGCGCGAUUGCAGCUUGGCGGGCUGUGCUCACUUCCUCGAAGAAACGUUUUCGACAUUUUGGCGCUCUCCAAGCCAAGGGAGAAGCCUAGGAACAUCUGAGUUUUUUAUCUACCACAACAUACCUUGCUCAGUACAAUGUGAAUUCAUACUGGCUUUGAUUUUUGCUCCGAAUAUUUUGCCAUGA
Cylicocyclus nassatus is the source of this 249-nucleotide messenger RNA. The record is from the annotation of a GenBank genome assembly. Lineage: Eukaryota; Metazoa; Nematoda; Chromadorea; Rhabditida; Strongylidae.